Messenger RNA from Neoarthrinium moseri, 1380 nucleotides. RefSeq lists its product as uncharacterized. The coding region runs from base 1 to 1380 and encodes 459 amino acids. Gene Ontology annotation, biological process: protein N-linked glycosylation. Lineage: Eukaryota; Fungi; Ascomycota; Sordariomycetes; Amphisphaeriales; Apiosporaceae. The record is from RefSeq and is a predicted model, not a curated record. Gene Ontology annotation, cellular component: Golgi membrane. The transcript is spliced from 3 exons. Gene Ontology annotation, molecular function: glycosyltransferase activity.
AUGUCACUGAGCCGGAGUCCGUCGCCCGUCCCUGGCGGUGGAUGGUCUUCCCCUGGCCUCAACAUCAACGGGAGCGGUCGAUCCAGCCCGGCAAAGAGCUCGUUUUCCGGAAAUGGCAACAACGUCACAUGGGAGUCUGCCAGGCUCAAGAGCCAGGGCGUUGCGGGCUACCCGUCCUUCUCGACGCAGAACCAAGGCUUCUUCACCCGCCACAUGCGGCGCAUAUCGAGCAGUCUGCCGAGUUUCCACGCGAAACACGACGAUCGAUACGUGGAGAAGGACAAAGCUGUUACACGUGGUAUAUGUGGUCGCAUACCGCUGGUAGGACGGAUAAGGAACACCAUGACGCGCAUGAGCAGAAAGAAUAAGACACGGAUGCUGCUGCUGGGCUUAAUACUUCUCCUCUGGGGGCUCUUCUGGAUUACCCCUCUGUGGUACCACUGGAGGAGAACGACUUGGAUAGGCGGUGGGCAAAAGUUCGUCAUCAUCCUCGCCGCCAACAUCGGCGGUGGUGUCAUGGAGUGGAAGGGGGCACGAGAGUGGGCGAUAGAGAGGGACAGCGUCAGAAACAAGCGCAAGUACGCUUCACGUUGGGGGUACGACCUCGAGAUUGUCGACAUGAGUACGAAGAAGCGAUACGCCCACGAGUGGCGUGAAAGCUGGGAAAAGGUUGACGCGAUCAGAAAUACCUUUAGGAAGUACCCUAAAGCGGAAUGGGUUUGGUGGCUGGACCUGAAUACCUUUGUCAUGGAGCCCACCUACUCGCUUCAAAGUCACAUCUUCAACGACCUGGACGACCACAUCUACCGCGAUAUCAACGAGUUCAACCCACUCAAUAUCACCCAUCCGAUCAAGGCCAACUAUCUCGAUGAAGAAUCCCAGAAUGCGCAGGGCGAUGGCGACGUCAACUCGGUGAAUCUCAUUUUGCCACAGGACUGUUCAGGUUUCAAUCUCGGGUCCUUUUUCGUCAGGCGCAGCGAUUGGACCGACCGACUCUUGGAUGUUUGGUGGGACCCUGUUAUGUAUGAGCAGAAGCACAUGGAAUGGGAACACAAAGAGCAGGAUGCAUUGGAGCAACUAUACACGACGCAGCCGUGGAUUCGAAAACACACUGCUUUCAUCCCCCAGCGGAUGAUCAACAGUUUCCCGACAGGUGCAUGUUCGGACAACGGCAACGACACGCGGAUACACUACAACCAAAAGGACCGAGAUUUCGUCGUCAACAUGGCCGGUUGCGAAUGGGGCAGAGACUGCUGGGGAGAGAUGUACAACUUCCGCGAGUUGAGUUAUUACCUCAACCGGAAUCCCUGGGAGUUGUUCAAGGAGGAUCUCGUCGCAGUCCUCUGGUUCAAACUUACAGGACAGAAGGUCAAAUUAUAG